GAAAAAACUGUAUCGUAUGUUUUUUGGUGUCUGAAUCUACAUGAGAGAGAGAGAGAGAGAGAGAGAGAGAGAGAGAAAGAGAGAUUCAAAUUCCAACAUUCCUGGCAAGCAUCACUGCUGCCAUUGACAUCUUUACUUUGUGCUCCAAACGUUGACGUUUUGUCCAGCUUCAACAGAGUGGAGCUUGCAGCUGCCUGGCUGGUUUGGUUGCUUUGGGGCUAGUUGGGUUGAAAGAUCGAAGACCCAGUUGCUUUUUAACGGUAAUGCGGCGACCUUUUUGGUUUUUCUGAGAAUUUUUCAGCUUUCAUUUGGAAUUUGAUAGUUUUUGGGUCCAAAGUUUGUAUCUUUUUAGUCAUAUUGUUGUUGUAGAUCAAGAACUUGAACUUGGGGAAAAAGCUGUUUUUCUUUUGUAAGCUGGGGUUGGGACUUUGUGGCGAGAAGUAGAUUAGAUGGAGGGCUUGGAUUGUUUGGAGGUUGGAUUUUAGUUUCAUAUGAAAUACACGCACUAAUUUCCUGCAAUUGAUGGUAAAAAUGAAGCUUUUGAUGGGGGUCAUACAGAGAAGAAAUUUAGUGGUUUUGAAAUUUUUGGUAUAACGUUCGUUCGAAAGACCGCAAUGUUUUAAUCUGUUUGGAUAGAUUUUGGUCUAUGUUAUAAGAGUUUGUAAGCAGAGGUGGAGUUUGAAAUAAGCUAGAUCAGAUACUGUGUCUGUGUUGAUGGCAUCUAUUCGAAGGACAUUGUCUCCGGUGCCUCGAGUAGGAACUGCACUCAAUGGGGAAACCUGUUCAGUUGCUUCUCCAUUGUCCAAGUCCUCAUUGUGUACUCAGAACUACCCCUCAUCCAAUGGAUUCUUGUCGUCUGUGUCCACUUUGCUCAACCCUUUUGUUCUCAAAGUUUAUUCACCAAGGUCUAAUAGGCCUCUUGAGAAGUCAAAAGACUCAAAACCAAGAUGGCAAACUUGGAGGAGGGCGUUUUGCCAUUUCUUCAUUUGUUUCAUUGUUGGCCUAUUCAUUGGACUUACGCCCUUUGGUUCAAUGAAUUUACCUGCGAAUCUCAUGUCAAAGCAUCAAGACUUAUCCGUUGACAUGUUAUCUUUAGUUGGGUUUCAGUUGCAUGAUACUACAUACAGAAAUAUGACACCAUCAGAAAGGGUGAGAUUGCAGGAGAAUGUUACAGCAGAGUUGCAAGUCAAAGGGCGGGAAGCAAAAGAUGGGACUCCAGAAAAAUCUAUAGAUAAUCGAUUUCUCAUUCAAGAAUCAGAUUUGGAAUCCCGGAAGCUUUUGAUAAUAGUGACUCCAACUUAUGCUCAGUCAUUUCAAGCCUAUAAUCUGAAUCGUAUGAUACACACAUUAAAAUUAACCUCACCUCCAUUGUUAUGGAUCGUUGUGGAGAUGACCUCCCAAUCUGCAGAAACAACUGACAUCUUGAGGAGAUCUGGGAUUAUGUACAUACAUCUUGUUUGCAAUAAAAAUCUUACUGAUGUAAGAGACAAAAGUGUUCAUCAAAGAAAUGUUGCACUUUCUCACAUUGAAACUCACCAUCUUGAUGGAAUCAUCUACUUUGCAAAUGAGGAAAACGUCUACUCCAUCGAUCUUUUUGAGCAAAUGAGGCAGAUCAGGCGGUUUGGGACGUGGACCGUGGAAAAAAUGAUAGGUGGAAAGAUGAAACCUGUUAUUGAAGGCCCCGUUUGUAAUGGAACUCAGGUCAUAGGAUGGCAUGUAACUGAGUCAAAUAGAAGGUUCCAGAGGUUUUAUGCUGACAUAUCAGGAUUUGCCUUCAAUAGUACGAUACUCUGGGACCCUAAAAGGUGGCAUCGACCGACUCUUGAACCCAUUAGGCAGCUCGAUGAAGGCAAUGAUGAUUUCAAGACGAGCACAUUUAUUGAACAAGUUGUCGAAGAUGAAAGUCAGAUGGAAGGUUUAUUGCACGAUUGCUCAAGAAUCAUGGUUUGGCAACAUCACCGUGGAUCAUCUAAUACUUUCUAUCCCUCCAAAUGGAUCACCAAAGAUGGCCUAGAUGUCAUUGCCUCACUUAAGCGAAAUUCUUGAUGUAAAUAGAGUCCAUGUGGAUGGCAAAGUGCAGGAUAGAUUGAUGAAGAUCCACAGAUCGUCUUGCCAGUGAUUAUUAAUCUGGACUACAGUUGAUGUUGGGUCAGAAUGUUCAAAGACUUGAGCAGAUCCAUGUGACCAUUCAACAAAUUGGUUGAGAGUUUUCUCACAACGUUUUCCAGUUGCUAAAACAAAUGCUAUUCCCUAGACUCGGGUGAAAAAUGAUUAUGUGCAGUCGUACGAGAUGCUCAGUUUCCUUCGUAGGCUGCUCUGUUUAACAAGAGAAAAUUUUACUUGUUGAACUAGGGAAGGUUGUCCAAACCGCCAACCGCAAAGUCUUAAAAGGAUGCUGGGAUGCAUCCAUGUCAUUAUCAGCUUAUGUGUUUUUUCCCCUUUGUCAUGGUUUUAGGUCUUACUUGGGUGUCGUUCUUUGUAGAAAAUUUGAAUGAUCAAGUUGAUGUGUUAAGUAACUUCUUCCGCUUCUUUAUUUUGUAUUUGUUUCCUUCAACAAUCUUACUCAUUUUAUG
This is a messenger RNA of Malus domestica (apple), 2573 nucleotides long. Its product is annotated as probable beta-1,4-xylosyltransferase IRX9H. NCBI's taxonomy places the organism in Eukaryota, Viridiplantae, Streptophyta, Magnoliopsida, Rosales, Rosaceae. Gene Ontology annotation, molecular function: galactosylgalactosylxylosylprotein 3-beta-glucuronosyltransferase activity; xylosyltransferase activity. Gene Ontology annotation, biological process: glucuronoxylan biosynthetic process; plant-type secondary cell wall biogenesis. Gene Ontology annotation, cellular component: Golgi membrane. The record is from RefSeq and is a predicted model, not a curated record.